AUGAAGAUUCUGGAUGUUAUUGCCUGUUCCGCCUCUAUCGCAGCACUACUGCCGGGAGUGGCACUAGGUGCUCCUAAAGAUGCAAAACCCCUACACUCCCUGGAAUCAGCACAAAACCCAGAAUCCAAUUGGAAGGAAGAGCCUGUCCCUGGCUGGGCACCAAGUAGCAAUGAAGAGGACAUCCCUCCUGAAGAUGAACCAACAUAUGUGGAGGUCAAGGCGUGA
Messenger RNA from Penicillium daleae, 225 nucleotides. RefSeq lists its product as uncharacterized. The transcript has 2 exons. Lineage: Eukaryota; Fungi; Ascomycota; Eurotiomycetes; Eurotiales; Aspergillaceae. Bases 1 to 225 code for a protein of 74 amino acids. The record is from RefSeq and is a predicted model, not a curated record.